GAAAUCAACAUCAACAUCAUCUACAAUACACAUAGAGAAAUUACCCCAAAAAAUAAUAAUAACCGUUGGCAAUAACAAUAAAACAAACAGAUUCUCCUAAGCAGCAAAUUCCACUUGACGUGUGAACCAAUGAACGGUAUAAUAACAAUCGUUUUAAUUUGCUGCACACAAACAGUGAAUUGGUUACCGCCGUGCAAAUCAUUUCAUUUUCAAGGUCAUUAAAUUGUAAAAAUUUGACAAAAGGCACUUACCAAAUAACAUCUGCUGUUUAAGUCGAAGGUGGUGCCCGGGUGGCAUAAGUAAACUGUGUACACGAAGAAAUCUGCUUCCAUGAUCGGCAAAUAGUUGCUACUAAAAUAUUAGUCAAAAGCAACAUCUGUUCUCAAAACAUCUUUACUGUGUCUACUAUUUCGUUACAAUCCGCAAAUCAUCUUCCAAGUGGGCGAGACUUUAGCGUAAUGUAGACAAAAGCUGAGCAAGUGAAUUAGCAGUUAUCAUAAAAAUUAACGCAACGAAAUCGUAAAACUUGUACAGUGUUGAGCAGCGACAGAGCGGUUAAUAGCUUGUAUUAAAGGGCGCAAUUGGCGCCGGAGCGGAGUAUUAGUUCGACCUGCAGUGUGGUGUUUGUAGUGGUAACGGUGCGGUUUAUUCAUAGAAAAUAUAAUAUAUAAGCCAUAAAAGAUAGAUAUCAGAUUACCUAACUAUCACAUAGAUUAUUAUAUACGAGAACGGAUAAUGUUGUAAAAACCGGUAUUCAAAAAUUAAGUAUAAAUUGAAAAGUGCAAUAAUACGACAAAUCUUUUUAAAAGUACUCUACUUAUUAUACGAAUUACAAUUUGGAGUGAUAUCAGGAGAAAAGGGAUUACUAAAUUGUGCCAAUACAAAACAUAAAAUGGUUCCAGAACAUGUAAACAACUACUGGUACAAAAUUAUUUAAAUAAUUCUAAAUUUAUUUAGAAUAAAGUCCAAAGUGAAAACCUAAUGCCAAAUUCUAUUCUUAAAUCGUUUUUCUCCACUCAUGCAUAUAACAAUAUAAAGUUUGUAUUGAUGUAAUCUUCUCACCCACAAUUCUAGUCGUUGAUUAUAAGCAAUAUUUACACAUUACAGUUAUUUAUUAUUACAUUUAUAAAAUACUAAGAAGAUAAAGAAAAUGGAUUUUAAUCUAAAAAAGUAUCGGUACUCUACUAUCAAUUAAAUAAGAUGAUGAAAUAACUGAAAAUUGUACGAGAUUGCCAAUGUAAAGCGACUUUCAGGAUAUACUGCGAAAUGAUAAGCAUAUUGGCGUGUUGCGCGCAACUGUAGCAGUUUAAGAAACGCUGUGAUCUCUUAUACUUUGGUAAUUCCUAAACCUACAUAUGUACACUGUGUUGAAAGUUUUCAAUAAUAUAAUUAAAUAUUAUAAAUAAUAUAAGUGUGUUUGAUGAAAGAAAACUAAAUAAUUUCGAUACAAACCAAAGGAGAAGUAAUCAAAAUAUAGGAGUCUAUGUAGGACGAAGCAUAUGUAGUCUAUGAUAUUCAAAGAAUAAUUUCGUUGACAUUUGGAUCAUUGGACCAGGAAAAUAAAUUCAAGCCCCUAAUAAAGCUCGCAGAGUUUCACUCCAAAACGAAUCAAAAUUGUACGAGUAGAAAUUAAGACGACUUUAUCAAAAAUUCUACGACUUAUUUUUGGACCUUAAUUUACUAAACAUUGUUGGGUGACAUUAGGAUAAGCUCUACAAUUAGAAAAGUCAAGGCGAUAUUCAACUUGAAAAGCAGAAACGCAAAUCAUUUUUAUACCUCAAACACUUUAAGCUAAGAACGAAUUGUAUACUGUAUUUAUAUAGGUGUUCAGAUUUAAGUUAAAAUCUACAUUAGUGUAUAUAUACAAGUAUCCGUAUAAGUUGUAUAGCUGAAAACCAAGUAGCUUCAAGCACCUGUACAGCAACACGAAUCCCCCAAAAGCACUCGCCCCUUCCAGCAACCGGAUCCUCAUAGCUUCAUCAACAACAGUAAACGACGCCCCAAGGAACUUCACAUUCUGCAAUCCGCUACCCUCAGUCACGAUUAACACCGCCACCACGUUUACCACAGACACAAUAGAAUCCUUCAAUAUGACGAUGAGUACAAAUAAUUGCGAAAGUAUGGCGUCAUACUUUUCCAACUCCUAUAUGGGACCCGAAAUGCACCAUGGCCACUAUCCUGGAAAUGGUGUCACCGAUCUCGAUGCGCAACAAAUGCAUCACUAUAGUCAGCAUCCAAAUAAUCAGGGCAAUAUGCCCUAUCCACGCUUCCCGCCCUACGAUCGUAUGCCCUAUUAUAACGGUCAGAGUAUGGAGCACCAAGGCUACUCUCGUCCCGACAGUCCUUCCAGUCAGGUGGGUUUGUCACAGCAGCCGCAAGUAAAUGGUAGCCCACUGCUUCAGCAACAGCCACAACCCCAGCAACAAGUUACGCAACAACAGGCGCAACAAGUUACGCAGCAAGCACAGGCGACACCUCAGCAUCAGCAGCAUCCGCAAGUGACGCAACAGGUGACACAUCCAGCCCAACAACAACAGCAACCCGUAGUAUAUGCCAGUUGUAAGCUGCAAGCAGCGGUGGGCGGAUUAGGCAUGGUGCACGAAGGCGGCUCACCGCCCCUAGUCGAUCAAAUGGGCGCCCAUCACAUGAAUGCACAGAUGAGUUUGCCACACCACAUUGGACACCCACAAGCACAGUUGGGUUACAACGAUGUCGGAGUUCCAGAUGUUAAUGAGGUUCAUCAAAACCACCAUCAGAUGAGUAUGUAUGGCCAACAACAGACUGGCAUUCCACCCGUUGGCGGACCACCACAAACCAUGAUGCAUCAAGCUCAGGGACCACCACAAAUGCAUCAGGGCCAUCCUGGACAACAUACACCACCAUCACAAAAUCCAAAUUCGCAGUCAUCAGGGAUGCCAUCGCCAUUGUAUCCCUGGAUGCGCAGUCAAUUUGAACGGAAACGUGGUCGCCAAACUUAUACCCGUUACCAAACGUUAGAGCUGGAAAAAGAAUUUCAUUUUAAUCGUUACCUGACAAGGCGGCGACGAAUCGAGAUCGCUCAUGCGUUGUGUCUCACAGAGAGACAAAUAAAGAUCUGGUUCCAGAACCGACGAAUGAAAUGGAAAAAGGAGAAUAAAACAAAAGGGGAACCAGGAUCCGGAGGAGAAGGUGAUGAGAUCACACCACCCAACAGUCCGCAAUAAGACGCUGAUAACAAUGGACAAGAGUCGCGCUUAAUCCGUUACCACUGUGAGAUAUGGCAACACGCACAAAUUACUUAGCGUACUUUGUCUGUCCUUCAUAUUGCUAAGGGAUAUAUGUAUAUUCAAAAAGAACAAUUCAUGUACACUUAGUGUUAGUAAUUUAAAUAAAGCACAUUGUCCGGAGCUAACGAGAGAAAUCUAAUAUUAUUCGUUUGAUAUGUCGGACAAUUGGAUUACUAACUGCUACAACUUUGUAGUCAAAUGUUAAAAAAUUUUUCAUUUUCACACACAACUCACCCAAUAGUGAAACAUGUGGAAUCGAUUAUCGAAAAUUUGAUAUAAAUUGGAAUUAAAAUAGAAAAGCAUAUAAUAUACUAAAAUAAUGCUAUAUAUUAUUUAUGCAAAGCCGUAAACCUACUUAGUUAAUUCUUAAAGGACAUUUGUUAUUAUUUACUUAAACUUGUAUUAUGAUCAUUUGCAAUGUAUACAUUAACAUAGCAUAGUUCGUAGCCGACAUGCAAAAAGAGCGUAAGGUGUUAUUAGGUGGAGCAAUAAUUGCAUAAAUUAAUUAGCUAAAUGGGUAAAAUAUUUAGCAAUGAAGUAAUGUAUCUAAAUAAAUAAACUCAACAAAACCAACUCAUGUGACCUCAACUUUAAAUAAGUUAUUGAUUAAAAAUAAAGUAUAUACAAUUAAAAGUAAUAAUGAAACAAAUUAAUAAAAUGUAAAUGUA
Messenger RNA from Bactrocera tryoni, 3934 nucleotides. It is a transcript of the gene Antp, whose product is annotated as homeotic protein antennapedia. Gene Ontology annotation, biological process: anterior/posterior pattern specification; negative regulation of transcription by RNA polymerase II. Bases 2091 to 3203 code for a protein of 370 amino acids. Gene Ontology annotation, cellular component: nucleus. Lineage: Eukaryota; Metazoa; Arthropoda; Insecta; Diptera; Tephritidae. Gene Ontology annotation, molecular function: DNA-binding transcription factor activity, RNA polymerase II-specific; RNA polymerase II cis-regulatory region sequence-specific DNA binding. The transcript is spliced from 7 exons. The record is from RefSeq and is a predicted model, not a curated record.